AUGGACGUGUACUAUAAAUUAUCUUUCAUAUUAGUGUCCUCUCUCUGUGUUGCAGGCGCCCUAACAACACGUAGGAUAUCACAAAAAGGUGACCUAUUGAAUGAAAUAAUUGAUAUUCUAAGAGGAUAUCAAAAUCAACAAUCUUUGAAGUCAACUGGAUAUGUACCGUCAAAGGUAGUAGAAGCAAAGGGGAAAGUUUGUUCGGAGAACGAAGAAGAAGCCGAGAGACAAACGGUUCAUAUUGAUGGACAUAACGAAAAACCCGACGAUUUAUGCAUCAACAAGAAGCAGAAGGAAGACGAUGAAAGAGAUCGAAGACCCCCACAGGUGUAUGGAAUCAGAAAGGUUGCAGCACAUGAGAAAAGAAAUUUCGGAAUCUCAAGGAAUCCUUUGUGGAAAAACAAUAUCAUUCCAUAUGAUAUUGAUACGAAAUCGUUUGGUCCUAGGUUAAGCAAGGCUGUCGAUAUCAUCCAGAAAACAGCUUAUAAUAUCUCUCAAACUACAUGUGUGAAAUGGAGACUCAAGACAAAUGAGGAUAAAUAUUUCAUCAAAUUUAUUGGAUAUAAAUAUAAAGAUGACGGAUGCUGGUCAUAUGUUGGAAAUCAGAGCUAUGAAGGGGGACAAGAGCUACUACUUAGCGAGGAAUGUCUAGAU
Molecule: messenger RNA, 654 nt
Organism: Saccostrea cuccullata (small rock oyster)
Lineage: Eukaryota; Metazoa; Mollusca; Bivalvia; Ostreida; Ostreidae
Exons: 7
Biological process (GO): proteolysis
Molecular function (GO): metalloendopeptidase activity
Source: RefSeq, a predicted model, not a curated record